This is a messenger RNA of Caenorhabditis briggsae, 843 nucleotides long. Lineage: Eukaryota; Metazoa; Nematoda; Chromadorea; Rhabditida; Rhabditidae. The transcript has 5 exons. The coding region runs from base 1 to 843 and encodes 280 amino acids. The record is from RefSeq and is a predicted model, not a curated record.
AUGUUUGCCUAUGACCGUCUGGCACUCGAUCUGGCAGUCUUUAACUUGAAAGAUGUUGAUUCGGGAAAUUCGUCGUCAAGCGAAAGAUCAUCACCCCCGACACGCAUCAUGUCACAGAACAUCAAUGAUGAGUCAGGAAGUAGUGGAUACGGUAGCCCGACACGAACACCUUUAGCAUCUCCAUCCAACGACAUAUUCAGCUGUAGGUUUUUUUUGAAUAGACUCGAAAAUUUUCAAAUGAUAAUUGCAGCCGUUCUUCCACUUCAAGUCCAACGUGCCUUCUCAGCUCAAGGACCGGAAGACAUUGCUCGUCACUUUGGUGUUUCACCGGCUCCACAGACCAAGCAACCAGUUCAAGAAGUUCAACAACAAACUCAAGCUCAAAACAAUCUGAGCACUGCGCAGGCUCUUGCCGCAGAAGACGGUUUCUCUUUAGCUGAAAUUGCUGGAUUUGCAGAGCUCUUGUCUUCUCCAAAGAAGACACCACCACCACGCUAUCAAUGCCACAUCUGCUAUGCAACCGGUCAUCAUUACAUCUCGGAUUGCCCACAACGAUUCAAUUCUCCGUACGACGAAUUGACACCAUACCAAGGUAGAAAGAAGUGCUACGGAGAGUUCACUUGCCAACUCUGCAAACGCAAGUGGAACAGUCAGAACAGUGUUGCCAAUGAGCCACAGAGCUGCAUCAAGUGCCAUGUUCCAGUUUUCCCACACAAACAGCUCCCUGUUGAGAAAGCCGUGACACUAGGACUAAUCAAGGCUCAAAAUGUGACCAAAGUUGCUCCAAUCGGACACGGAAGACCUCCAGCAAGAAAGCAUGAAGAGAUAUCACGCCGUCAUUGA